Molecule: messenger RNA, 2956 nt
Organism: Papilio polytes (common Mormon)
Lineage: Eukaryota; Metazoa; Arthropoda; Insecta; Lepidoptera; Papilionidae
Gene: Rpn1
Product: 26S proteasome non-ATPase regulatory subunit 2
Exons: 18
Coding region: 124-2901 (925 amino acids)
Biological process (GO): proteasome-mediated ubiquitin-dependent protein catabolic process; regulation of protein catabolic process
Cellular component (GO): proteasome complex; proteasome regulatory particle, base subcomplex; proteasome storage granule
Molecular function (GO): enzyme regulator activity
Source: RefSeq, a predicted model, not a curated record
UGGUAACAUUAAAAAAUGCACAGUGACUUGUCAAAUUUAUCAAACUCAUCCAUUGCUUUUGUGAGAUAAUUUUUGCAGUAUUUCAGUUUAAAAGUAGUAGGAAACAAACCAAAACAGUUUAAAAUGACUGUAAAGAAUAAAACCGAAGAACCCAAAAAGGAGAAAGUCGAGCCGGUACCAGCUCCGAACGAUGAUUUGUCUGAAGAAGACAAAAGACUUCAAGAAGAACUUAAUAUGCUCGUUGAGAAGCUUAUGGGUAACGAUACUGAACUAUAUUUCCCUGCAUUACAAAUGCUAAGCAAUUUGAUAAGAACAUCUACGACGUCUAUGACUUCAGUUCCUAAACCGCUAAAAUUUCUUAGAGAGCACUAUCCAGCCCUUAAAGAAGUUUAUGAAAAAAUAAAAGACGAAAAAACAAAGAAAUUUUGCGCUGAUGUUGUAUCAGUUCUCGCAAUGGGAGUUAGUGGUUCAGUAGAUGCUGCAGAAAAAAGAGAAUGUCUCAAAUACUGUCUUUUGGGCACUAUGUCUAAUGUUGGAGAAUGGGGACAUGAAUAUGUGAGGCAAUUAGAGGGGGAAAUUGCUGAAGAAUGGAAUAUAGAGAACAUGGAAACCUUGUUAACAUUAGUGAGGGAUGUUAUUACCUUUGACAUGCAACACUCGGCUGAGAUACAAGCAUGUGAUCUGUUGAUGGAAAUUGACAGGCUUGAUUUACUGACACAGCAUAUGGAUCAGAGCAACUACCCCCGUGUCUGUCUAUACUUAAUUGGAUGUGCAAGUUAUGUUGUGGAACCAGAAUCAACACAAAUUCUUCAAGGAGUAUUGGACACAUAUUUGCGUUUUGGAGAGUACCCUCGUGCCUUGCUUGUAGCAAUGCAGCUGCACGAUAAAUCUAAAUGUGAAGAAGUCUUUAAUGCCUGCACUGAUCCGUUGGUAAAGAAACAAUUGUGUUACAUGCUGGCAAGACAAUAUGUCCCAAUAGAUGUGGAUGAUGAAGAUUUGCGUACAAUACUCCUCAAUGCACAUAUUAAUGACCAUUAUCUUAGCUUAGCAAGAGAGCUUGAUAUAAUGGAACCAAAAACUCCAGAAGAAGUGUACAAGACAUGGUUGGAGUCGGCUGGCUCAGCUCUGAGGCCUUCCCUGCUGGCUGAGCACCCUGUAGACUCGGCCAGACAAAAUCUCUCUGCUACAUUUGUCAAUGCAUUUGUAAAUGCGGGCUUUGGUCGUGAUAAACUUGUUACCACUGAAGAUGGCAACAAGUGGAUGUAUAAGAAUAAGGAUCAUGGCAUGUUGUCAGCGGCCGCGUCGUUAGGCAUGAUUCACUUAUGGGAUGUGGACGGUGGUCUGACGCCCAUAGACAAGUAUCUAUACACGGCAGAUGAACAUAUCAAGGCUGGAGCAUUGCUUGCACUGGGUCUAGUGAAUUGUGGUGUGCGUAAUGAAUGUGACCCUGCACUAGCUCUUCUGUCCGACUAUGUACUGCAUUCAAGCUCUAAUCUAAGGAUUGGUAGCGUUUUGGGACUGGGUAUAGCUUACGCGGGCACGCAGCGUGACGACGUUCUGCAGCACCUGCUGCCUGUGUUGAGCGACGCGGCCGCGCCCGCGGAGAUCUGCGCCCUCGCCGCCAUCGCUUGCGGCCUCAUCGCUGUCGGCUCUUGUAACGGCGAUGUCACUUGUGCAAUCAUUCAACGUUUAAUCGACGACAACAAGGAACUUCACUCCUCAACUUAUGCCAGAUUUUUGCACUUGGGUCUUGGAUUGUGUUUCUUAGGGUGCAAGGAGCGCACGGAGGCGACGAUGGCCGCGCUGGAGGUGCUGCCGGAGCCGCAGCAGUCGUUGUGCCAGACGACGCUGUCGAUGUGCGCGUACGCCGGCACCGGGGACGUGCUCGUCGUGCAACAGAUGCUGCACAUCUGCUCUAAGCACUAUGACACUGAGAAUGAGCAAUCGUCCGCUGAAGACACUGCCUUCAAGAAGCAAGACAAGAAAGAGGCUAAAGAGAGCAGCCCCGCUGGCAGCUCGAAGGAUGAUAAAAACAAAAGUAAGUCGAAGGAGAGCAAGAACAAAGAGAAGGAGAAGGAGAAAGAGGCGAACAAGGAGCUGUCGUCGGUGCAGGCGGUCGCCACGCUCGGCGUCGCCGUCAUCGCGCUCGCAGAGGAGACCGGCGCAGAGAUGUGCACACGCAUCUUCGGACAACUGGGACGUUACGGCGAGCCGGCGGUGCGGCGCGCGGUGCCGCUGGCGAUAGCGCUGUGCUCGGUGUCCAACCCGCAGCUGGCUGUCAUCGACGUACUCAACAAGUACUCCCACGACUCGGACAAUGAUGUCGCUUACAACGCUAUAUUCGCUAUGGGACUUGUCGGCGCCGGCACUAAUAAUGCCAGGCUAGCGACGAUGCUGCGCGCGCUGGCACUGUACCACGGCAAGUCCCCGGUGCACCUGUUCAUGGUGCGCCUGGCGCAGGGGCUGUGCCACGCGGGCAAGGGCACCGUCACGUUGUGCCCCGCGCACGCAGACCGCCGCCUGCUUAGCCAGCCCGCGCUCGCCGGACUGCUCGUCGUGCUCACAGCAUUCCUUGACUGCAAGAAUAUAAUCUUGGGCAAAUCGCACUACUUACUGUAUGUGCUGGCGACGGCAAUGCAGCCCCGCUGGCUGGUCACCCUCGACGAGAACCUCCAGCCCCUCAAUGUCAGUGUUCGUGUUGGACAGGCGGUUGAUGUAAUUGGCAAAGCGGGUACACCUAAAACAAUCGCGGGUUCGCACACACACACUACACCUGUGCUGCUAUCGUUUGGAGAACGUGCAGAGCUUGCUACUGAUGAGUACCUUCCCCUGUCACCUGUCAUGGAGGGCUUUGUCAUCCUCAAGAAGAAUGAAGACAGCAUUAUGGCAUCUGUGCAGUAGAUGUAACACAUUAUUCAUAAUUAAGGAUUUUUAAAUAAAGUUAAUGUAACUUAAA